Pseudogymnoascus verrucosus is the source of this 3329-nucleotide messenger RNA. RefSeq lists its product as uncharacterized. The transcript has a single exon. The record is from RefSeq and is a predicted model, not a curated record. Lineage: Eukaryota; Fungi; Ascomycota; Leotiomycetes; Thelebolales; Thelebolaceae. The coding region runs from base 93 to 1331 and encodes 412 amino acids.
CCGAUAACUCGACGUCAACUCCACCUCCUCCGCCUUAUAAAGCUCAAAGAUCCUCCCAUACUUGGCUAUAAGUCAAUAGCACAACCGCCAGUAUGGAUGAGGCAUACUAUCAACACUCGCCGCACAUUCGGCGUCACAACCGCUCUUCGACCUCACUGAACGCCCUCUCCCUCGCGCCCCUCACCUCCCGUUUCCCCAUUGAUGAUGCGGACGAAGCGCAGAUUCCACAACGUCCACAACGUCCACGACCCGAACACCGCCUCUCAUACCUAGAAACCGCCUCUGUCCCGCCGUCGCCCGGCAUUCUGACCAGCUCCCGCUCUCCGUCGCGCACCAGACCCCGGCGCCGCCUAAGCUCAUCUGGCAUCCCAAAGUCCAAGUCGAGCACACAAAUCCACAAAGACGGCACCUCCGCUCUAUACCAUAAGUCGCAUGUCCAUAAAAGCGGUGCUGUUACUCCAGGGCCACGCCCAACACAGGGAAACAAGCACCGAUCUAUUGCAUCGGAAGACUUCGCGCUUGGGUUCUUCAAUCGCAGAAAGCCCGACGACGACGACUGGCUGCUCCGCACUGGCUCUCUAAUCACCUCGGCCUCACGCGAGUCGAAGGGCCAGGCAUGGCUCGUGUCUCGCGCUAGCUCUACCUCCCUGGCGGGCCUCGAUAAUGACGAAGACUCGGAGGAUGACCGUGUCGCUGAAUACGGCUUUGUUCGGUCACGCCGCCCGAGCGGAGACGCCGAUGACGAACUAUCCCCCGUCACCACACGAUCGUUCGUCGCACACAGCCGGAGCGCUUCGCGCUUUGCCUCCCGCACACAGAGCCGCGUUCAGUCGCGUGUACAAUCUCGUCGGGGCAGUAGGUCGGGUCUGGUUCUCACACCCCUCCAGGCGCCGGAGAUGGACAGCUACUUCCAGCUCGGUGGCAUCGAUAUGGCGAAACCAGAUUUUGUCGAUAUCGAUGAGGAUGCUGACGCGGAGCCUGCGCAGGCCCUUUAUGACGAGAUGCUCAUGCGGCGGCUUGCGAAGACGGGGACGCUAGGUCUGGGGACGUGGGUGGAGCGGCUGAUGGGGUGGAGCCUAUUUGCUGUGGAAGAGGAUGGGGAGGAGACGGAUGGGGAAGGGGAGGGGGGUGAGACAGAGACUACUGAUACGGAUGGAGAGGGGUAUGGGAGAACUAGGAAAGAACGAGAAAGGCAGCAGUGGCGGGAAAUGCUUGAGAAGGAGGCGAAGGAGCAGGGGGUUGUGUUGCCCCCGCCGCCGGAAGGAUCUGAAGAAGGGGGGUGGGGAGACGCCGCAUGGUUGUUGAGUGUUGCUACGAAAGUGCUUCUCUGAGCGUAUAUGGAAAUGCUAAUAUUAAUAUUAAUGAAAGGACGCUUCGGCGGAUUUAUUGGAAUAUAAUAUCAUUGCUCCUGCUAUCUGAUGAAGGCAAUAAACACCAAUGUUUGGGAGACGUAUUCGCCAUCAAUGCAAGUUCUUGGCCCGGUUUAGCCACCGUUUCCGGAAAUCAGCCACGCUAUUCUCAAAUAUGAGUUCUUAUGUCGGUUUUGCCAACCUUUCCAGAAUUCAGCCUGUUGCUCAAAACGCCGUCGCGGCGAUGGUAUGGUAUUGUUAUGACGCCAAAAAGAAAUUUCUCGUCCUGCUGUAUAUAGCCAUACUGCGAAUAAAUAUGCUGGGUGUAUCUUGAGCCGCUCAGUCGUCGGUCAGGUCAAUAGGGGCCUCCAUCGUCGUCUUCCUCUGCUUUGCUGUCGGUGCAUCGCUCGUCAGAUCCACAAUAUCUGAAUCGCGACGCUCUCUUUUGAUGAUUCUCUCUGGUUUGAUCCCUGGCUCGGGUUUUGGAUCCUGAUAGAAGUAAGCCUCUCAUCUGACAAUCAAAUCGCGAGACAUAAGGCACCUGUUGUUGCUGAAAAGCCUCGCGGGCCAAACGCUCCCUUUCUGCUGUUGGCAAGGCAUCAAAGAGGUCUGGAGAUGGGGAUCUUGGGAUGAUCAGGAGCUGGCGGAGUGCCUCUGUAUUGAGGUUAGACUCUUAGUACCUGAGACUCUUCUAUCUGGCAUCCUACCUUUUGAGCGAUACCGGAAUACAAAGCGAGCCAAGGGUUCGUCUUUGCCGUCAAUAAGAACACAGUCUACAGUUUUCUGUCCUGGCGCUGUCUUUGCAACGCCAAAGCUAUAGACAUGUCAGCUUUGCAAAUGUUCUUGUUGCACUUUAGAGUCUGGACCUACGCUGUUCCAUGUGAGAGAGCGCGACCUUUAACGGCUUUCUCUGAAAUCUCGGACACGACUUGUUUGGGCAAAAUUGCACGGCAGUUGACUUCCCCCCCUAUUUUAACACGGAGAACCUCAACAGUUAUCUGCCCUAAAGCAGCUGCGGCCUUGACAUCUUGGUCUAUCUUAGCCUUAUCUGCUACCUCAACUUCGUAUUGUUAGCGCUCUCUGAGGCUGCUUGUUGAUAGCAAACCUACCAAGUUCAACAUCAGCAAACUUGAAGGGAUUCACAGUUGGUCUGCCGGUCGCGUCUUCGCUAUAGAACCCGUCUAUCUGGCUGUUCCAGGAAGAAUGGGCAGCCUCAGCCGCUUCUCGCCAGCAACGACCCGCAGCCCAUUUGCCGUCAAUGUUUACUUGAAAGGCAAGAUCAUAUAUCGUCUGCACAUGCGCCCGAAAGGCAGGAAGAACAGAUGCAUGUAUUGCAAACUCCGCGUCGGAGAUGGCUUCGAUGUACUUCACCACAGUCUUUGGCGCCAAGGGCCCACUCACUUCCUCGCCGUCGUCUUCGUAUUCCUUGACUGGCUGUCCAUUAAUAUAAAUGGAGACGCCAACUCCCGGGACUGCCUCGAGGAUGGCCAUAGUGAAGGUAGGUGUUGUGACAAGAUGGGUGGACUUGCUAGAGAGGUGUGAGAUUGAGGAUAACAAGCGGUUCUGAGAUCUGGAUGAUUACAGAAAGCACACGCGUGCCAACCUCAGUGCAAUAAUGUAAAUAAAUUCAACUCACGUUGCUUCUUGGCGAUCUUGUUGGUGAAUUUGACUGUCCAGCAGUGUGAACUCGUGCUGCUGUGAGAAACAAGGCUGAGAGGAAAUGUUUGUUUAUUCCGAGCUGUGUAUUCGGUCGAAGCUGCACGCAACGUCCAGGCGAGGCUGCAGCCUUCGAAGACAGGGAGGAGAAGCGAACCUCUUAUGAUUCUUUUGUUUGUUGUUAUGCCACUCGUGCUGUCUGAAAUAUAAGAGAGAGUAUGAAGUUCUGAAGUAAUUAGUGUCCUGAAAUUGACUAUAGCUAUCAUCAUUUCAGAAGAGUGAGUGCAGCUCCAACUUGAGAGUAUGCAACAAUAUAAAACCUCC